AGAGAGCGAGCUCACACACACCAACAGCCCCCCUCCAUCAUUCCUCUAAACGAGCUUCGAGCUGCACGAUCUGCGCCUCUGCAGCGAUGCACGUUACGAGUUGGACGGGAUUCUCGGUAAACACCGCAAAGCUGGCACCGCCAUUCGUCCCCGCUGCAUCCCCCACAACUUGUUAGCGUGUGUGUGUGUGUGGGUGUGUGUGGAGCAGGAGGCGGGCUCGUCUUGUUUAUCAAAAAUGACUCGACAUGGCUGUGGCUCUGACUCAACGUACGCGGCUCCGCGAGCGACCCCAGGAAACCGUCAGCCGCUGAGGGAGUGAGGGGCAAAUCAUCUUGAUGAAAGUCAUCAGAGGACGAGCCUGAAUCAAGACGAGAAGACUCAGACCCUCUCAGCUCAACAGUGGGGUUGGGUGGCCAUGGACCCAUUCAGCCAGCUUAUCCUCACCAUCUCGGUGACCAGUUUCCUCACCUUCCAGUGGCUCUUCCACAAAGUCAGCCCCUGGAUGUCCAUGAGAAUCAGCCCCGGCUUCCUCAGCCUCAGCGACAAGCAGAAGGUCGAAUGGAACUCAAGGACAGUGUCAACGUUUCACGCACUGUUGGUGGGAAUCUUCUGUCUCCACAUCUUGUUUUUUGAUGAUGCCGUCAAUGAAGACCCAGUCUGGGGAGAUCCUACACUGGUGAAGACUAAUGUUGCCAUCACAACAGGCUACCUCAUAUCUGAUCUGCUGCUAAUAUUUUACUAUUGGAAGGCGAUAGGCGACAAGUUUUUUGUAGUUCACCAUCUGGCAGCAUUGUAUGCUUACUACUAUGUACUGGGCCAAGGAAUGUUGCCUUAUUUUGCUAACUUCCGUCUGCUUGCUGAGUUUUCUACACCAUGUGUGAACCAGCGCUGGUUCUUUGAGGUGCUUGGUUAUCCCAAGUCCUCCCGGCCCAACAUGGCGAAUGGCGUUGCCAUGGCAGUAGUCUUUUUCAUGGUCCGCAUCGCCGUCAUGCCGGUCUACUACAGUCGUAUGUAUACGGUCUAUGGCACUGAAGCCUUCUACCUGGUGCCCUGGGGUGGCCGUGUAGCCUGGAUCUGCUCCAGCAUCUGCUUGGACGUCAUGAACAUUAUGUGGAUGCAUAAGAUUGCCCGCGGCUGCUACAAAGUGCUGCGCUCGGCGCGCCAGAGCAAAGCCGGCGUGCCUCAGGAGAACGGGAAGACGGAUUAAGGGAACCAGGGUGUCAGCGGCGAGACAAUGCCACAGCAGAGACAAAACGACAUCACUCUCGGUGGACUGGCCAGCAGCAGCUUAGACACCUGCCCGUCACACCCGGGACGAGUGAGAUCACAGGACUGAAUGUAACGAGGGAAACUGAGAUUUUUGUGUCGUAAGUGGGCACCGUCUCCCAGCUGUACAGAUGGAUUCUUUAACUGGCCAUCCCUAAGCCAUGAAAUGACCUCUUAGCAAUACUCUGUGCGCAUGGCCAGUUAUUUUUCUCUUGAACAACUGACACAGAAGAGGUCGUCCUGGGACAGUGGACUGUUAGCCCAACCACAAAUUGUCAAAAAGUUUACCGUUCUUUACGUACUCAACAAAAGACUACAUUUUUUUUUGUAUUACUACUGUUGCCUGAGUCCCAGGAUAAAAGUGAUGAAUAAGGAAAAGGGAUGGAAAAAGUGAGGGAAACUCAAAAACAUUCAGCGAUUCCUCAUUGACAGUCAGUGCCAUGAAAUCAUUGUCAGAUGCUUGUUGAGGAGAAGGGUCAAGCAUCUCUUAGUUUUUCCUCAGUAAACCUUGAGCUAAAUUUGCAGGGACUCGACUGACACGGGAUGAAAUUACAUUAAGUGCAGUCACAGGGAGCGAAUCGGUUCAUCUCUAACCCACUGUCAUUCAAUUAAGAAAUUCGUUUACAAAGCCGGCCUUUAAGACUUUUAUUGGAAUAUUGUGAGUCUUUUAUUUGCAUUUGAAUGCGUUUGAAUUUAGUUUCAGUCAUGUGGGGUCAAACAGGCAUCAGUACGCUGUAUGUAGUCUGUUUCUUUUGUCUUGCUGGUGUCAAGGCAAAUAGAUUUUUAAAGAUAUGAUUCGAGAUAACUGUUUUAAUGGGAAGGAGACUGAUGUACAGAGUACCUUUAGAUAUGCCUGAAAGGGAAACUGAAUGUCAAUGCUUUGUUUGUACACUGACAUUAAGCAAUUCAAGAACAGUAAUUUUCCUUAAAGAAAUAUGGAUUUAAAGGGGAAUUCUGGUAUUUUUAAACCUGAGCUCCAUGUUUACAUGUUUUUUGUGUAUAAAGUUCAUGCUUUGCAAAUCCUUUAGAACUGGUCCAGUAGAUCACCUCAGCUGGCAGCAGCAACACGUGAUCCUUUGGGGCGACUCGGACCGUCACAGUCACGUCCACUGGAAGUGCUUGUCGCUCUGAAAUCUCGCGGGUGGUGAGUUGUUGCAGUUGUCACCUCAUCUGGUUUGUCGACAUCACCUAAACAUUCGGCCACGACCUUGGAAAUAGAUUCUUGCUGGUGGUUCCUCUCGGAAAACGCCAAACUUCUCACUCCAUCUCUGACUCACAUGUUCACUCCUGCAGCUUCCUGCAGCAACUGUUCUCUCGGAAGAUUUCAGAGUGAGACUUCUUCCUGAGCGAGGCUUGUUUCUGGUUAAACGUGAAAGGUUUUACUCUUUAACAAAAAAAGAGAUCCUCUCUGUAAUGUUCUCAGAUGCUUAGAGUAACGGGCUCCACCUGGGAGAGGCAAUAAAAGCAUUUUAAUUGGACAUAAGUUUGACUGCCCAGGCUGCCCCACAUAUGAAUCAUUUACACACAAAAUAUGUCAACGUGAGACUCGGGUUUAAAAAUACCAGAAUUCCCCUUUAAUGUGUAUACAUCCUGACACUUCACAGAAUGGAACAAGCGUCGCUGAGACGUCACUUGGUUUGGUCGAGCCUACAUUGUAUUUAUUACACACUGUGCAAUGUGGCGGAUUCAGAAUCAGUGUCAUAGACAAAGAUGAACCUACAGACAGGGAGCAGCUGCUUUGAAAUGUGUGUUUAUGUUAAGAGGUUUGGUGGAACAUGUUGACAGGACUCUGACACUCACACACACAGAUUUUAUUUCCCCAGCAUCAGGUGUUGGCCUUAGCUUUAUGGAAUAUUCACACUUCCUCUUUAUGAUAUGUUUUUUAAAUUUACCCCUGGGCAACAUUUGCUGACAAGCUGCAUGCUGCUUUGUGCGUUUGCCAUGAAUUGGAAUUUAAAUUCAGUACAUGAUUUCAGGUUUAUGUAAAAUCAAAGACAUUAUUCUGUGUUUCAGAUGGUUCUGUAUAUGUUGGAGCAUUGUGAGCUUCUUUCUCAUACAUAUAAUGUGCACUCCCAUAUUUAUUCAUUGAAUGCAUUUCAGGAUUGUCUUACUGUUUUCAGUGGGCAUGAAUUUAAUGAAAGGAUUGGUUUUUUUUUUUCUUCAAACCACCAUCACCCGGCAGUGCAUCCAUCUUAAUCAUCCUGCAUCUCUGAACACAGGAAAAAAAAUCCGUUCAGAAGACAAAUCAUGUGCUCAAAUUAAAAGCAACAUUUCAUCACUGACUUAUGAAACCUGCACCUGAAUCUUCAUCGCGAGUGCGUCUUUUCAGGCUGUGCAUCAAAAGCUUCUGUCGGAUGUUUUACGAAGCGCAAACGGGGUUCGCUGGUCUUUGGAAACUCGCUAUGCUGUGUUCAGAAUUUGAUUUUGUUGCCUUUUUAAAAACAACUUAUGAUUGCACAGUGAAUAUUUUGUUGCAUCCAGCUUCUCAACCACUGAAAAAUGUGUUGCUUUUCAGUUCUUCUGUGUUUCAAAUGUCUGAUGCCUGUCUGACGGCAUCGGCCUUUGUAACAGAUCAGUUUCAACUGUAAACCGAGACUCGUAAAGGUUGGUUGUUUUAGUGCUUUUAUUACAGUUUUAAAAUUUUUAGAGAUUUAUGUGUUUGCGCCAGUGCUUAAGCCAUUGCUACUCUUUUUUUUUUUUUCUUCAAAUCCCUGAGCAUUUGCAUACAACAGUGCCAACUUGCAACCAUGAUUUGAUGGUUCAGAUCAUUUCUGUCCACAAAAACGCUGUGAAUGGGGCUCAGUUUAGUUUGGCAUGUAAAACAGUGUGAAAGACUUGUCUCAGUUAGGCCACGGAUUCCAGGCAGCGUGUCUGGAACAGGAUGGACUUGGACUGUCGCCUGCUCUACAUGUGGACAUCACUAUCUCACACCUUAGGAGAGAGUCAGGAUGUGCCGUUUGUUCACAUUUCAGUGGAAUUAAAUGGAAGUCACUCGAGGGUUUCAGGACAGCAGGCUCCUUCUGGUUGAAUCGGGGGUGGCUCUGUAUGCAAGGUCAUGCAUGGUCAAUAUGGUCUUCUUCAUGCACUCUCUAUAACUGCAUGUGGUAUUGCAUGGGGAUUGCACUGUAAACAAAAUAGCAUUUACAUUUGCAAGGCAAGUUUUGUUCUUUUUCUUUUUCUUAGUACAUGUACAUAAUGUUUACUUAAACGUUAUUCUUGUACUGUGCCACAUAAUGUAACCCACAGAUGAUAAUGAUGUGAUGGGAACAUCUUAAAGCAGAUAUUUAGUAUAAUAUCCAGCACAGAAAAUAAUCAGUAAGGGAAUACUUGAAUACUAAUCAGCACAGUUUAUAACAAUCUGGGCAGUGCAAAUAAGCAUUAAUCUGAUGUGCAUCUUGCAUUACAAGCGUACCAUUGUCUUUAAUUUAUUAAUCCAAGAGACGUAGACGUAAAGUGAAGCGGAUGCUCGUUGGGAGAGCAGAGUGCUGCUGUCGGCUAGAUAAACUGGUGUUGGUGUUGUUUCUGUUCUGAAUGUUGUAUGGAGGUCAGACAUGAGUAGGUGGAGUGUUCAGUGACAUUCUAUGAAUGUAUUGGAGAAAAGUAAAAAGAAAAAAAAUUGUCAUUUACGUUUUCAUUUGUUCUUUACAAUAAAUCCCAAAUUAACUGA
This is a messenger RNA of Scatophagus argus, 4933 nucleotides long. RefSeq names its product TLC domain-containing protein 4-B-like. Gene Ontology annotation, biological process: lipid homeostasis. The record is from RefSeq and is a predicted model, not a curated record. Lineage: Eukaryota; Metazoa; Chordata; Actinopteri; Scatophagidae. Gene Ontology annotation, cellular component: membrane; endoplasmic reticulum. The transcript is spliced from 8 exons. Bases 416 to 1207 code for a protein of 263 amino acids.